UUUAUUGAUAUUUAUUCUGGUGCUGAGUUUCGUGGAAUCGGUGGAAUGAAGACCAGGAAAAAGUCCAAUUCUUUUUUCAAAGCCAUUGCUCUCCUAAUGAUCCUCGUAAUCUCGUUAAAACCCUCGAGCGGUCAGAGUUCAGAUGAAAAAUACACCCGAGGGAAUUACCAAAUGACGAAAACACAAACUCGAGCCCGUGAAGUCAGGGGAAUUAGACCUGGGAGUCUCCAGACAGCCAGGGACUUUGGAAAAAGAAAUGAUCGUCUCCUGGAACUCAAGGAUGUCUUCGAUCGACAAUUAAAAAGGUCAGUUGCUAUUUCAGUCAAUAAUAAUAACGUGAACUGUUCGAUUUGGGAAUUAUUUUGUCAGAUAUCCCAUUCACUGGCUUCUGGAGCUGCAGAGGUACCCCAGAGUCACGCGCCAAUACGAACGAGCUCUGGUGAACACCGAAGACCAGAGGAAUUCCAUCACCAGGCUGUUGCUCCAAUCCCUCUAAAUCCUCUGACUUCUCAAUCGAUCAAUGUUUAAUUCGUUAUCACAUGUGUUGAUGACACGAAUAAAUAUUUAUUUCCUUGACCCAAUUUACGUUUUUCUCUCGUGGAAAGGAGCAAGAAAUGGAUGGUAUUUUCAUUUUAAAAUCUAU
Fopius arisanus is the source of this 643-nucleotide messenger RNA. RefSeq lists its product as uncharacterized. NCBI's taxonomy places the organism in Eukaryota, Metazoa, Arthropoda, Insecta, Hymenoptera, Braconidae. Bases 46 to 528 code for a protein of 160 amino acids. The transcript has 2 exons. The record is from RefSeq and is a predicted model, not a curated record.